AUGACGGACGUCAAGAUGCAGGUCGAGAACCCACAAAAGACCGUCGAAGCGAUCAAGAGCGGAGAAAUCGAUGAAUCCCUUUAUAGUCGGCAGCUAUAUGUUCUUGGUCAUGAGGCCAUGAAGCGCAUGGGCUCUUCAAAUGUUCUCGUUGUUGGACUGAAAGGCCUCGGUGUCGAAAUCGCCAAGAACAUUGCCCUCGCCGGCGUGAAGUCGCUUACUCUCUACGACCCUGCACCCGUCGCUAUUGCGGAUCUCUCAUCUCAAUUCUUCCUCCAACCGGAGGAUGUUGGCAAGCCUCGUGCUGAAGUCACCGCCCCACGAGUGGCUGAACUGAACUCGUAUGUUCCAACUACAAUCCAUGAGGGCGAGAGCCUCGUGGGCGAUCUGGAACAACUCAAACGAUACCAAGCAGUAGUCCUCACGCAAACACCUUUGAGCGAACAGCUUGUUAUUGCCGACUUCUGCCAUAAGAAUGGGAUUUAUCUCACCAUUACGGAUACUUUUGGUCUUUUUGGUUACAUCUUCAACGAUUUCGGCAAGAACUUCACUGUCGGUGACCCAAGUGGUGAGGACCCUGCCGAGGGAAUUGUUGCACACAUCAAUGAGGAGGGACUGGUAUCGGCACUGGACGAGUCCCGACACGGCCUCGAGGAUGGUGACUUUGUCUCAUUCACUGAAGUCGAGGGCAUGGAAGGUCUUAACAACAGUGAUCCUCGCAAGAUCACCGUCAAGGGACCCUACACUUUCACCAUCGGUGAUGUGUCCGGCCUGGGCACCUACCAGCGCGGUGGUAUUUUCAAACAAGUUAAGAUGCCCAAGUUCAUUGAUUUCCAGCCUUUGAGUGAGCAGCUCAAAAAUCCCGAGCUUCUGAUCUCGGAUUAUGCCAAGUUUGAUAGACCACAGCAAUUGCACAUCGGUAUUCAGGCUCUUCACAAGUUUGCGGAGGCCCAUGAAGGCCAGCUGCCACGUCCUCACAAUGACAGUGAUGCACAGGAGAUUCUGAAGCUUUCAACUGAUCUUGCGGCUGCUAGUGAGGACAAGGUGGAGCUUGAUGAGAAGCUCAUCAAAGAGCUCAGCUACCAGGCUCGUGGUGAUUUGAACCCGUUGGCCGCGUUCUUUGGUGGUAUCGCUGCCCAAGAAGUUCUCAAGGCUGUCUCUGGCAAAUUCGGUCCCGUGCAGCAAUGGAUGUACUUUGACUCCUUGGAGUCUUUGCCCCCAUCCGUCGCUCGGUCCGAAGAGAGCUGCCAGCCUCUUGGUACUCGUUACGACGGCCAAAUUGCCGUCUUUGGAAAGGAGUACCAGGACAAGCUCGCCAAUGUGACCCAAUUCCUAGUCGGCGCCGGUGCCAUCGGUUGCGAAACCCUCAAGAACUGGGCCAUGAUUGGCUUGGGCACAGGCCCUAAGGGUAAAAUUCUCGUCACCGAUAUGGAUCAGAUUGAGAAGAGCAACCUGAAUCGUCAAUUCCUGUUCCGCACCAAAGAUGUCGGUAAACUCAAGAGCGAGUGUGCCUCUGCAGCUGUCCAGGCGAUGAACCCGGAGCUGAAUGGCAAAAUUGUCACUCUCCGUGACCGUGUUGGUGCGGAUACUGAGCAUGUGUUCAACGAAGACUUCUGGAAUGGUCUUGACGGUGUCACCAACGCUCUAGACAAUGUCGAAGCACGCACAUAUGUCGAUCGUCGCUGUGUGUUCUUCCGCAAGCCUCUGCUCGAAAGUGGUACACUCGGAUCCCCCGAGAAGUCUUUCCCCAUGUGUACCCUCAAGAGUUUCCCGAACCGCAUCGAACACACCAUUGCUUGGGCUCGUGAUAUCUUCCAAACUUAUUUUGUUGGCCCACCUGAGUCUGUCAACAUGUACCUCUCGCAACCCGACUACAUUCAACAAACCCUCAAGCAGGCAGGUAACGAGAAGCAAACAUUGGAGCAUCUGCGGGACUUCUUGGUCACGGAGAAGCCUUUGACAUUCGAUGAUUGUAUUGUCUGGGCUCGCCAGCAAUUUGAAGCACAGUACAACAAUGCGAUUCAGCAACUCCUUUACAAUUUCCCCCGGGAUUCCAAAACAUCUUCCGGCCAGCUGUUCUGGUCUGGACCCAAGCGCGCUCCCACGCCGCUGAAGUUUGACAGCACUAGCCCCACUCAUCUCGGAUACGUCAUCGCUGGCGCCAAUCUGCACGCCUUCAACUACGGCAUCAAAAACCCUGGCGCAGACAAGGGCUACUACCGCAGAGUAGUCGACGACAUGAUCAUUCCCGAGUUUACUCCCAGCUCCAACGUCAAAAUCCAGGCCAAUGACAACGACCCUGACCCUAAUGCUCAGCCCAGCGGUGGCGCUUCUGAUGAGGAUGAUAUGGAGCAACUCAUCUCUUCUUUGCCCUCGCCUAAAUCACUCGCUGGCUUCCGCUUGCAGCCGGUUGAGUUCGAGAAGGACGACGACACCAACCACCACAUCGACUUCAUCACAGCGGCUAGCAACCUCCGUGCGGAGAACUAUGACAUUCAUCAAGCCGACCGACACAAAACCAAAUUUAUCGCUGGAAAGAUCAUUCCUGCCAUUGCCACCACCACCGCUUUGGUUACCGGUCUCGUUGCUCUCGAACUCUACAAGGUCGUUGGUGGCCAAGAUGAUAUUGAGAAAUACAAGAACGGCUUUAUCAACCUCGCACUUCCAUUCUUCAGCUUCAGUGAGCCUAUCCAGAGUGCAAAGAGCAAGUACCAGGGCAAGGAAGGUGAGGUCACCAUUGACAAUCUUUGGGACCGGUUUGAGGUGGAAGACAUUCCUCUUCAGGAGUUCAUCAACUAUUUCGCCGAAAAGGGUUUGGAAAUCACCAUGGUCAGCUCUGGGGUCAGUUUGCUGUAUGCAAGCUUCUACCCUCCAUCCAAGGUCAAGGAUCGCCUGCCUCUUUCCAUGAGCAAGCUUGUGGAGCACGUUAGCAAGAAACCCAUCCCCUCUCACCAAAAGAACAUUAUCUUUGAGGUGACCGCCGAGGACCAGACCGAAGAGGAUGUUGAAGUCCCUUACGUCAUGGUUAAGCUCUCCAAAUAA
This is a messenger RNA of Penicillium brevicompactum, 3039 nucleotides long. It is a transcript of the gene ubaA, whose product is annotated as E1 ubiquitin-activating protein ubaA. The record is from RefSeq and is a predicted model, not a curated record. Gene Ontology annotation, cellular component: SUMO activating enzyme complex; cytoplasm. NCBI's taxonomy places the organism in Eukaryota, Fungi, Ascomycota, Eurotiomycetes, Eurotiales, Aspergillaceae. Gene Ontology annotation, biological process: protein sumoylation. Gene Ontology annotation, molecular function: SUMO activating enzyme activity. Bases 1 to 3039 code for a protein of 1012 amino acids. The transcript has 6 exons.